Molecule: messenger RNA, 1080 nt
Organism: Zygotorulaspora mrakii
Lineage: Eukaryota; Fungi; Ascomycota; Saccharomycetes; Saccharomycetales; Saccharomycetaceae
Gene: APN1
Product: DNA-(apurinic or apyrimidinic site) lyase APN1
Exons: 1
Coding region: 1-1080 (359 amino acids)
Biological process (GO): base-excision repair
Cellular component (GO): nucleus; mitochondrion
Molecular function (GO): phosphoric diester hydrolase activity; zinc ion binding; DNA-(apurinic or apyrimidinic site) endonuclease activity
Source: RefSeq, a predicted model, not a curated record
AUGUCUACUUUUGUUCGAUCUACUACCUCUAAGUAUAAGUUUGGUGCUCAUAUUUCUGCUGCCGGAGGAAUCUCUAAGAGUAUCCUCAAUGCGUUCAACAUCGGAUGCAAUGCCUUUGCAAUGUUUUUGAAAUCUCCAAGAAAAUGGGUUUCACCACAGUAUACAACGGAAGAAAUUGAAAAAUUUAAAUUACACUGCAAAGAGUAUGGUUACGAUCCAUUGACAGACAUUCUACCGCAUGGCCAAUAUUUCAUUAAUUUAGCAAACCCCGAUAUAGAAAAGGCAGAGAAGGCUUACGAUUCCCUGCUAGAUGAUCUUCACAGAUGUGAGCAACUGGGAGUUGGUUUAUACAAUUUACAUCCUGGAUCCUCGCUGAACGCGGAUCAUAAUGAACAAAUUAAACAAUUGGCAAAAUAUUUGAAUAAGGCCCUAAAGGAAACCAAAUUUGUCAAGAUUGUACUGGAAAACAUGGCAGGCACUGGUAGUUUAAUUGGCAGUGAAUUGCAGGAUAUUCGAAAUGUUAUAGAUCUAAUUGAAGAAAAGGACAGAGUAGGUGUUUGUAUUGACACUUGCCAUACCUAUGCAGCAGGAUACGAUAUUAGCACGAAAGAUAGUUUCGAUAAAUUUUGGAAUGAUUUUGAUGAAAUCAUUGGAUUCAAAUAUUUAAGUGCAAUUCAUCUCAAUGACUCCAAAGCUCCAUUGGGCGCAAACAGGGACCUUCAUGAGCUUCUCGGAGAAGGCUUUUUGGGGUUAGAAGUGUUCAGGCUUAUUUCUCACUGUGACAAACUAGUGAAUCUUCCAAUAAUUUUGGAAACUCCUCAGAAAAAAGAUGAGGGAUAUGGAGAAGAGAUCAAAUUGUUGGAAUGGAUUGAAACCAGAGAUGAAGACGAUAAAGAAGUGCAAGAAAAGAAUACUGCUUUACAGGCCAAAGGUGAAAAAGCAAGGAAAGAACAACUAUCCAAAUUCGAGGCAAAAAAGAAGAAAUCAACAAAUAGCAAGAGAAAGCUUUCUGCGAAGCCUGAAAAUUCUAUUCAAGAUCAACUUAAACAACAUAAGAGAUUGAAAGCAAAAAAGGAAUGA